AUGACAUCCAUUGAUCACAGGCUCGACAAGGGUCAACACUCCAAGGAAGGACGGCGACACCAUCAUAAUCAUGAUAGUAUAGAUGAUCCAAAUCAUCACUGGCACCACCAUCAUCAUCAUGUUCACCGCAGACCAAUGGAUGACAACGCCAUGAGACUGUACGAAGGGCCAGAGUGGUGGAGUCACUUGAUUGAUCCAUCGGUUCUAGGGACGUUAAUUACAAAGGCGAUUGAAGCGAGCGGUCAUGGAGAAAAGAGGGGUUCCGAGAUUCGUAAUGAAAGCCACCAUGCGUUGCGUAAGGGUGUCCGUGCGGGGGCGGAAGUAGCAUCCCGUAUCAAAAAUGAUAGAGGGCCUUGGGCUGGUGAGAAGUCAAUCAAGGUUGUUAGUGCGGCCAUAACAUCAGCAACCAUUGACUUAUUACUGGGCACUGAUUCCAAAAGCCACCCACUAAGGUAUGCAGUGGCUUCAAUGAUUGAGAAGGUUAUUAUAGAUAGAAUUAUAAAUGGUAAGCUAAAGUUUUGA
Messenger RNA from Fusarium oxysporum Fo47, 522 nucleotides. RefSeq lists its product as uncharacterized. The record is from RefSeq and is a predicted model, not a curated record. NCBI's taxonomy places the organism in Eukaryota, Fungi, Ascomycota, Sordariomycetes, Hypocreales, Nectriaceae. The transcript has 2 exons. Bases 1 to 522 code for a protein of 173 amino acids.